Gavialis gangeticus (Gharial) is the source of this 3930-nucleotide messenger RNA. It is a transcript of the gene LZTS3, whose product is annotated as leucine zipper tumor suppressor family member 3. Gene Ontology annotation, cellular component: dendritic spine. The record is from RefSeq and is a predicted model, not a curated record. Bases 1570 to 3561 code for a protein of 663 amino acids. Gene Ontology annotation, biological process: regulation of dendritic spine morphogenesis. The transcript has 6 exons. Lineage: Eukaryota; Metazoa; Chordata; Crocodylia; Gavialidae.
UGCGCUCUGCCUUUGACCUUUCUCUUUGAGGAGCUGCUAAACAGAGCUGGAAGGCCUGGCUCUGAGCUCAAAACUAACCACGUCACAAAGGGCUUUGGCGCUGCACUUUUCGUUAGACCUCCACUUGUGGAAGUGGUCUGGGUUGGAUCACUCGGGCUGUCGAGGCAUUGAACUGUUUUGGCAGGAGACGUGGCUUUGUAGCAACGCACACAGGUAAUUUGCAGGGGGGAGCUAGCCCACUCCUGCCUUCCUUGCAUAUCCACAGCUUGCAUUUGCUUGGAGAAUUGCAGCUAAGCAGAAGAUAACGGCUCAACAUUCAGGAGCUAUGGAUGGACCAGGAGUGCUGUCUGGACUUGGGUCGUGGGGGGCUGAGAACAGAGGCUUGAGUGCAUUGUCAGGCAGGUUGGAAGUACAGCAGAUGGGGAUUUCUGGUGGCGGGAUGCAUACUUCGAUCACGGCGAUGCAGAGGCUCAGAAACAGAGAAACCCUGGCCCGUUUUUUCUGCUUGAAUCUGCAACGCGCUUAUUUUUCUGGUUCUCAUUUACUUGGUCGGUCGUCUCCUUCGAAGCGUUGUUUCAACUGCACAAUGAUGUGGAUUCGGAUUUGAGCGUCUUGUGUCACAGCAAACCCCAGACCUUCUAGACAUACAAGCCCGUUGCCCCACGUAAAGUACCCACAAAGCAUCCGAAUUAACACUUUGCCUCGGAACGACCGCAGCUAAUUAGAGUUAACUGCCAUUUAAGCCUCGUGUGUUUUGAUGCGAGUCAUAUAUCCCAGACCAAUCAGCACCGGAUUAAAUCUGUUUUUAACCUGAGCAUGCUGCUCUUUGGAUCAGCAUGUCUGACUCUCAUUGGUUUGGGUCACAGGCAAAAUAAAGGUUGAGUCUGAAGGUAGAAAACCCACCAGAUUGGGACUUGAGGGUUCAGGGAAGCUGGAAAUAGCAGUAAGGCUAUGCUUUCACCUGUGUCUGUGGCUCUGGAUGUGAUGUUGGUGAUCCAUUUUAAAAGGGAUGUUGAAAUAUUAUGGGGGACAUAGAAAAGAAACUCUUCAAGGGAUAAAGCAAAUGCCGGACGGCGGGAGACUUAAGCUUAGCUUGUUUUUUUCCUUUAAUGAGAAAGAAGAGGUAACUUAAUGGUUUAUAAAGCCAAUACCAGGUGGUCAAAUCUCCUUUAAUAUAGUAGAGAAAGGCUGAUGAAGGACUCCUGGGCUGGAAGCUGAAGUGCUUCAUCUUCCUGAAGUCCUUCAUCUUCAUAAGAUGUACAGUUUUUCCUGACGUGCCCAUUUUCAUUUGUCGUCUGUCAUUUCUAUUUCUAUGUGGUAUCAUCAUGCUGGAAGACUUUGUGCCUCCAUCAGCAUCCUAGGAAUUGUAUUUCCAGUGAAUUACUGCUUAGAAACAGCAGAGGAAGCCCCAAAUGUUGCGUUUAGCGCAAAUGACAGGACCCGGGAGCACGCUGUGAUUACAGGGGACACUUGGGAGCAGAGCAGCUGCCGUGUCGGAGCCGACCUUUAGACCUAAGCUGGCUCUGCAAAUGCCACUGAUUCAUGCCCUGACUUCGCCUCUCGGUUGCCAUGGCCAAAUUAGAGACCCUGUCAGUUCUUAGUGACCCAAGCUACCAGAGCCAGGAGACUUUCCACUCUUUUGCCUCUAGGUCCUCUGAAACCUCCUCCCAAAGCACUAUGGGAAGCGUUGGCAGCGGCGUCGCCAAUGAGCAGGAGUUUGCCAUGAAAAGCGUGGGGACCAGGACUCAGAGCAGCAGCAGGCAGGCAGAUGGCUCUCGAAAUGGCUAUUCCACACGGGAGAUCUCCAACCGUUACUCCGGGGAGGAGAAGACGUACAAGACUGAGAAGAUCUCCAACUCUCUCUACAUCAACGGGGAUUUACGCAAGAGUGAGAAGCUGAAGACAGACAUUUGUGGGAACGUGACCACCAAUAACGAGAAGAACAUGCCACCUCCUCCCCAGUACAGAGAACCCAGUAAUCCACCAAAGAUAUUGCCGAUCUCUGGGAAAUUGGACCAGAGCAAUGAGCCCUUAGUUAGACCUUCAGCCUUUAAACCAGUAGUUCCUAAAAACUUCCAUUCCAUGCAGAACCUCUGCCCGCCGCAGAACAAUGGAGUGGCAGAGAACAGGAAGAGCCUGAAUCACACCAACAGCAAUAGCCCGUCUGUGGUCAAAAGUGGGCUUGACAAGACCAGCCUGAAUAGGACUACAAACCAAGUGGGAGGGCUUUCUGAUUCUGGCCGUAACUCUCUGACCAGCUUGCCCACUUACGGGACAGGCUACAGCCAACACGUUGGUCCCAUGAGCGCUUCAACGAGUCACAUCAACCGCAUUGGCACAACCUAUGUGGAUAAGAACAUUGUGGGAUACAAUGGGAUAUCUACCUCAGACAGCGGCCGGUCUUCGAGCAAGAGCACUUCUUCCUUCAAUAGACUCAACCAUCUUAAUGAAACAAUGCCUUUCCAUUCACCCUCGACAGACGACAUUAUCCAAGACCUGGAAGACAGGCUCUGGGAAAAGGAACAGGAGGUCCUCCAGAUGAGAAGAAACCUAGACAAAAGUGAGGCUGCUAUCCUCCAGGUUUUCGAGGAGAAGCAAAAGAUUUGGGAGCGUGAGAUGGAGGACCUCAGGCAAAAUUAUGCAAACAAACUGCAGCAGGUCUCCAAGAAGGCCCAAAGGGCUCAGCAAGCCUUGCAACUCCAAAUUUUCAAGCUCCAGCAGGAGAAGAAGAAGCUCCAAGAUGAUGUGGCACAGCUUCUCCAGCAGCGAGAAGAGCUGGAGAAAAAAUUUGUGGCGUUCAAGAAAGAGCAGGCUGAGUUUCUUCCCAAGAUUGAAGAAACCAAGUGGGAGGUGUGCCAGAAGGCUGGCGAGAUCUCCCUGCUGAAGCAGCAGCUGAAGGACUCCCAAGCGGACGUGUCCCAGAAGCUAAACGAGAUCGUGGGACUGCGGACACAGCUCAAGGAAGGGAAGAACUUCCUGCGGGAGAAGGAAGAGCAGAUCCUCACCCUGAAGGACUCCUACAGCUCCAAGAGCGUCAACCUGGAGAUCUGCGAGAACGAGCUCCAGAGGAAGAUGAACGAGGUGCAGAUGCUAAGGGAAAAGCUGAACCACUGUGAACUCAGGGUCUCCGGCCUCAAGCAGACGCUGGCCAGCAUGGGCCACCCAGGGCCUUUCCCCCCUGAACUCAGUGAGAAGCUCCAGGACCCGCUGGCCUGCGAGAGCGACGAGGCCAAGAUGAAACGCCAGAACGAGGACAGCAUCAACAUCCUGAAGAAGGAGGUCGAGCGGCUGCAGACAGAGCUGAAGCUGGAGCGCCAGCAGCGGGGGCAGCAGGUGGUGGACUUUGAGGAGGAGCGACGCACCUGGCAGGAGGAGAAGGAAAAGGUGAUCAAGUACCAGAAGCAGCUGCAGCUCAACUACGUGGAGAUGUACCAGAAAAACCAGAUCCUGGAGCACAAGGUGAACGAAAUGACCAGCAAGACGACCAGCUCGCCUCACAGCGAGGACAAAAAACCCUGGACUCCCUCCCGGCUGGAGCGAAUAGAGUCCACCGAGAUCUGACGAGGCACCCAGACCGUCACGACCGUGCAUGUGCGACCUACUCCCGCCAGCGAUCGUCCGAGGGAUGAUGUGCUCGGAGAGGUGUGAGCUUGCCUGCGACCAACCCCUCCACCCUGACUCAGUUCUUCAGUGCUCCUUAGGUAACAGACCCGUGGGUGUAUGUUGUUAUACUCUGACACGCAUCUGUUUUUCUAGUACAGCUUUUUCGGCCCUUUUGGAAUAUGCCGUGACUGUUACUUAUUCACUUGCUGCCAUCCUCUUUCCCCCGCCGCUCACGCCCCUUGGGGUUGUUUUUUUAUUUCUUGGUUGCAUUUCUUCCUCCUCUUCUUUUUUUGAUAAGUCUUUGCGGUAAAAUUAGUUUCAAGCUGA